AUGGCUGCGGCAGGUUUGGCCUUUCUUUGCAGGAGAGUCUCAGCUGCCCUGAAAGCUUCCAGGUCGUUAAUAAUUCCUCAGGUCCCUGCCUGCACAGGAUUAUUUCAUACUACAUUGUCAAGAAGAGGACUAGAAGAAUUUUUUGAUGACCCAAAAAACUGGGGGCAAGAAAAAGUAAAAUCUGGAGCAGCAUGGACCUGUCAGCAACUAAGGAACAAAAGUAAUGAAGAUUUACACAAAUUGUCGUAUGUCUUACUGAAGGAAAGAAACAUGAUUUUAACCCUAGAGCAGGAGGCCAAGCGGCAGAGAUUGCCAAUGCCAAGUCCAGAGCAGUUAGAUAAGGUAGUAGAUUCCAUGGAUGCAUUAGAUAAAGUUGUCCAGGAAAGAGAAGAUGCCCUAAGGCUUCUUCAGACUGGUCAAGAAAGAGCUAGACCUGGUGCUUGGAGAAGAGACAUCUUUGGAAGAAUCAUCUGGCACAAGUUCAAGCAGUGGGUUAUACCUUGGCACCUAAAUAAAAGAUACAAUAGGAAACGAUUCUUUGUCAUGCCUUAUGUGGACCAUUUUCUCAGACUGGAAUGUGAGAAACGAGCCCGCAUCAAAGCACGGAAGGAAAAUUUAGAGAGAAAGAAAGCAAAAAUUCUUCUUAAAAAGUUUCCACAUUUUGCUGAAGCCCAGAAGUCAAGUCUUGUCUAAGAUGUCUGAACUCUUAAAUUUACCAUUUUGUUUUUCUUGAAUA
Molecule: messenger RNA, 736 nt
Organism: Mandrillus leucophaeus (drill)
Lineage: Eukaryota; Metazoa; Chordata; Mammalia; Primates; Cercopithecidae
Product: 39S ribosomal protein L47, mitochondrial
Exons: 2
Coding region: 1-693 (230 amino acids)
Biological process (GO): mitochondrial translation
Cellular component (GO): mitochondrial large ribosomal subunit; mitochondrial ribosome
Molecular function (GO): structural constituent of ribosome
Source: RefSeq, a predicted model, not a curated record